AUGCGGUAUCUUGAGAAUGAUGAAAGAAAACCUUACACAGUCAAACAUUUCCCAAUUACUCAAUUGCUGAAAAGCUUUCCUUACUAUGAACUGAAUUAUUACCCAUACAGACCAACUGUAUUACUCUAUAUUCCAUACACACCUUCUCUAUCUUUUGUAAAACCAACUGCAGUUAGGCCAAAUAGCCAAAUUCCUCAGUGGAAGUUUUCAUCAGUUAUCUAUCUGUCCCCAGUAUAUCAUAGAACACCCUUCCCUCAAUCAUUUGCUGUAAUUCCCCCAAAGAAAGUUGAAGAUAAAUCUGUUACUCCUGUAACUCCUACCCCUGAGAGUGCUACUGUUGAACCUACACCUACUCCCACCACCAAACCAGUAGUGAGCCCUGUUGUCACUUCAGAAGCUCUCUCAGAGUUCAUCACCAAAAAUGCACCUGAGACUACAACCGUCCCAGUCACUUCAACUGCAAUAAUUGAGAGUCUUAAGACACAUGAUGAGUCAAAACAAAGAUCAUCAGGGCUGAAUUCAGUUUCUAAAGAUGGAAAAACAAAGUCUUCAAAUUCUCGGGCUGUACUAAAACAAGCCAAUGUCCAGACACCAAAACGGUCAUUAAGCCAAAGUUCACUUACUGAGACUCAAUCAAAAUUACCUACAUCACCUUUAUCUAACCAAUUUUUAAUAUCUAAUCUUAAAAAGUCUUCAACAUCCAAAACUAAAUCCAACAGCGUAUUAUCUACUCAAGAUGCAGCAAAGCAAUCUACAACUACCCAAAAAACAAAUCAGGUUAAGAAAGGUACACAAAAACAACGUCAAUUAAAAACAACUGCAAAAAAGAACUUAAGUAGUAAGCCUACAGAUAAACUGACCUUAGAUAAUAAGAGUAAGUUUAAUGAAGCCUUCUCACCUAAGACUUCUACCAAAAGAAGUAAGAUCUCUGAGCCUGUAAAGAAAGAGUCCAGAAUUUCCAAGUCUACAUCAAAGAGGAAACAGUCUUCACAUGUUGCAGGAAAUAGAUGUGUAGUUACCCAUUCUACUAAAAAAUCAGCUGCAAAGUCAACAAAAAGAAAAGGUCUUGCAGCCAAAUCUACACAUCGGCAGACACCAAUUUCCCACUAUGUGGUCAAAAGCCACCUAACUACUAAAUCUAAAUGUCCAAAGCCUAACGUUUUGAAGGAAAAAAGAACAUCCUCUAAGAGAUCUUCACCAAAUAAUCUUUCAGGCUGCAGGCCUACUUCAAAAAAAAUUGCAGCUGCUCAGUCUGUAGGCAAAAAGUCUCAAAAAUCCAAUUCUAAGCGACGCCAAUUUCAAGAUUACAAAAACAAAUCCAAAAAGAGAACAUCAUCACCACAUGCUCCCAAACACAGCAAUUGCAAAAUUCAUCCUCAAUCAUCCUGUCCAAUCAAAUCCCACUCAUCUCAACUUCAAGAUCAGAAAUCUCAAUUUCAUAAACCCAUAUCUUGUCAAAAUAAACCAGUAAAGCAUCCAUCUAAAACUUCUUCAGAAGCAGCCACUGCAUUACAAGCAGCAUCAACUACUAUUCCUGAAGGUAGUACCAUCACAGCCACUGUAGAAAGAAAAUAUAUUGCCAAUAGCAUAACUUGGAUUACACCUACUGCUAAAGCUCUGACAACCCUCUCACCUAUUACCAAUAGCUCCUCAUCUCAAGUCAUUGUCCAGCCUACCAAUACCACUACCAUUACCCAGUCUAUUGACACUACUCCAAUAAUUAGUAUACCUACUGCCAUAAUUGAUACAACUGCAGUAGGUGAUACCACAUCUACUACCUCAACAACUGGCUUGAGUAUUGAAAAGACCACUGUAACUGAUUUGAUGACUAGUCCCAUAGUCACUGUAGCUAGUACUAUCAGUACAGCAGAUACAGUAACCACUGCAGAAGUUUUUGAAACAACUACUGUUGCUGGAGACCUAACAACAUCUGUAACUGCUAGCACUUCCGUAACCACUAUUUCUGAUGCAUCCACUACUCUUGACAAUGCCCCCACCACCAACACAACUGAUGACAUUGACCUUGAAGAGUAUGUUUAUGACAAAGAAGAUUAUGACUCACCAUCUGAAUAUGAAUAUGACCCAGAACUUGCUGAAGAUUCUACCACUAUUCCAGAAUCUUAUUCUACAUUACCUUUUCCAACUCCAGAACCAUAA
This is a messenger RNA of Elephantulus edwardii (Cape elephant shrew), 2157 nucleotides long. RefSeq names its product flocculation protein FLO11-like. Lineage: Eukaryota; Metazoa; Chordata; Mammalia; Macroscelidea; Macroscelididae. The transcript is spliced from 3 exons. The record is from RefSeq and is a predicted model, not a curated record. Gene Ontology annotation, biological process: lactation; protein stabilization. Gene Ontology annotation, cellular component: extracellular region. The coding region runs from base 1 to 2157 and encodes 718 amino acids.